Messenger RNA from Ricinus communis (castor bean), 2119 nucleotides. RefSeq lists its product as uncharacterized. The record is from RefSeq and is a predicted model, not a curated record. Bases 188 to 1840 code for a protein of 550 amino acids. NCBI's taxonomy places the organism in Eukaryota, Viridiplantae, Streptophyta, Magnoliopsida, Malpighiales, Euphorbiaceae. The transcript is spliced from 4 exons.
CUUUUCAAGUGCCAAUUUAUCAAAUACGGGUCGGGGUUAAGCAUGCCUAAACACUUUAUGUCUCGAUCAAGAGAUUAAAGCUAGCUAAAGAGUUGGGUUAUCUUUCACUAGUUAGGCUAUUGUUUAAAGAAGCACUAUUACAGCGGAUACAGUUUAAAAACUUGAACCUUUGGUUCUCAGCUACCCAAUGGCGCGUGCCUACAGCACCUUCCCUUUCCUGGGGCGCCCAAAAAUUGCAUUCACAUCACCAACCAUUCGAAAACUCCGAGCAUACCCAAUUCUCGCAUCUCGUAUUGCCACUGCAAUUCCAUCGAAACGCAUCAUAAUAAAUAGAAAAAACCACUUACGCCCUAAAAUCCUAAAAACCCUAACUAAACCUCUUCCUCAAUUAGGCCCAACAACAGAACUCAUUCUUCCCGUUCCCGUUCCCGUUCCCGUUCCCAUUCCCAUUCAACUCCUACCCGAAAAUGACACCGUUGUUGAUUCUCCUAAUGAAAUUCCAGGCGAAAUUCUCGAAGAAAUUGACGAUUCUGAAGAAUUUCGUGUUUCGGAGAUCGUUGCCGGAGAAAAAAGGAGCACUUUUGGUAGAAUUUCUGCAAAGUCUGUUUUGAAAUUUUGUGGUUGGUUAGUUGGGGUUUAUUUGCUGCAAGCAAUUUUGACGGUUUGGGUGCUUGGGAAUAACAAUAACCAAGAGAGAUUUGAUAGUUUAGGUGGUAAAAGUAAUAAUGCUUUUAUGAAUGGGAACAAUGUGGUGGCGGGUUUUGACGAAAGUGAAAUGGAUGAGAGGAUUAGUGUAAUUAGGGCAAUGGCGAGAAAGGUAAGAGAAAAAGAAAAAGUGAAGAGAAAGGAAGGAAAUGAUGAAGAGAGUGAAAUUGAAAAAGAGAUUGGUGCAAGAUUGGUUAAGUUAGAAAAAAGACUGAAUUCCAAGAGAGAAAAGUUGUUGCCUGAUUCAUUUAUGAAUUAUUUGGGGUUUUCUGAUAAUAAUGAAGAAGAAGGAGGAGGAGGAGAUGGAGAUGGUCAAAAUGGUAUGGAGGUGAAUGAUAUUGAUAUGAAAUCAUUGAUGUUUAAGAAAAAGUUUAAAUUCAAAAGUCCUUCGAUGAAUUCCAGGAGUAGUCCAAAGGGGUUCUCGGGUUUGAGGGAUAGUGGAGUUUCGAGUACUGUUAAUGGAAGUGCUUCGAAUGGUAAAUCAGGAGAAAGUGAUUUUGGAAGUACGAAGUUAGAAAAGGAAAAAGAGGAUUCACAAAGGGACAUGGGGUCAGGUGCUGUCCAGAAGAUCAGUGAAGGAAGCUCGUCAACUGAAGUAACAGAGGCGUCAACAUCACAAGAUGUGGAGAAACUAAGAAGCUUAACAAAAGGAAACCGGAGAACUACUAAAAAAUUUCUUGGGCCUGGUUCAUCCAGCGUAAAUGACAGUAGAGAACCUGGAAAGAGACCAGUACCAAACAAAGUGGCGGGUAAACAAUCAGCUAUGCAGGAAAAUUUCUGGUGGUUGAAUCUUCCUUAUGUUCUAGUCAUCCUAAUGCGGAGAGGCUCAGAAGUUGAAGGACCAGGACUUUAUGCAUUAAGAACACUUUCUCAGCCAGAUGACCAUGUGGAUUCCUACACUGUUGCUUUUGAGGACCGUGGUGAUGCCAAUAACUUUUGUCAUUUACUCGAAUUCUACUUUGAAGGUUUAGGGGAUUUCAGUGCUGACAUCGUUCCACUGUCAGUAAAAGAACUUUACGAGGGAGUGAAAUCUGGAUCCAAGAAGGUAAUUGUUGUGAAGAAGGGACAGCUUAAACUUUAUGCUGGUCAACCAUUUGGUGAGGUUGAGAUGGCUUUGUUCUCUUUGCUUGAGUAAGGUCAAGGCACUUCACGAGCCAGUGAAACCGUGAUUCGAGGAGGCAAUUCUUGUGGAGAAGAGCAACUUAAGCUUUAAUGGUGAACCCAUUUUAUGAGGUUCUCUUGGUUUGAACAAGAUCAAAGUGGAAAUCAAAGAGUUCAAACAUAGAUUCUUCUUCUACGCUCUGGAGUUUCGAACUCCAUGACACAUGAGAAUGCUCUGGAGUUUCGAACCCCAUGUACAAAUAUAUGAAUCUUCUCUUGAGUCUCUAAACAUAUUUUUGAUAGGAAUUUCUGA